Trichoplax adhaerens is the source of this 819-nucleotide messenger RNA. RefSeq lists its product as uncharacterized. NCBI's taxonomy places the organism in Eukaryota, Metazoa, Placozoa, Uniplacotomia, Trichoplacea, Trichoplacidae. The transcript has a single exon. Bases 1 to 819 code for a protein of 272 amino acids. The record is from RefSeq and is a predicted model, not a curated record.
AUGGCUGCAUUUCAACCAAGAACGGAUAAAACGUAUUUACCUAAGAAAAAGAUUUUAGAUAGCCAAUUAAAUUCAUCAAGUUGGUUACGUAGUGAAUUCUCAACGAGAGCGAGUGGUAAAAUUUCUCCUAUAUAUGCAAAAUGGAUGAAAGCCAGUCAAGAAAAGAUUCGAUAUAGCAAGGACGCAGAUCUCAAUGGGAAUGGUUAUCACGGUAAUAUUUGGAAAGAAUUUUACGUUGAUCAGGAGACAUUAGAUAACGAUGAUUUACUUGAUAAUGAAGAUAGCUAUAAUACAACUAGUCCAAAAGGUAAACAUCGUGAUAUAACAGACCUGAUAGCUCAACUUUAUCCUAUUAAACUGCCGUAUGUGGCAUGGGUUGGUGAAAAUAACAUCAGCCAUUACGAAAGACAAAUCGCAAAGAAACAAAAAAACACGAUUGCAUCAAAUAAUAACGAUCGCUAUCAACGUAUCGAUUAUAAAUUGUUAAAAUUUCAAACUGAUGGUAGAAUGCCUCCAAUUAAUAGCCAAGGUCGUGUUAUAUCUUAUUCUAUUCCCUAUAAAUCGACACAAGGCAAGAAAAGAGUAAGCUAUCAUCUAAAUAAUAAUCAACGUAAAGACGAAAUAAGACAAGCAGAUAAAGCAGCAAACUCUGUGCUUGGAUUACAAAUUUCAAAUUUACCUUUAUCUGCAAGAGUAUCAUCGAAGCCCUUAAUGAAUUCUAGUUUAAAAAAGAAAAAAUCCAAUCAAAGGUCAGCGGGUACCAGUCGCGAAUCAAACAUAAUCAUAACCUUAAAUGAUAAUCAACAAAUAGAAGAAUAA